GGAAUUGGACCGGGCUCUGUCUUGUCGUCGGGAUAAAGCAAAAGAAAGAAAGAGAAAGUGGAGCUCCCUUGAGGGUUUUAGGCCGCCGUCGAUUGUUUAUAACCUCACCGGUAGGGUUUUAACAAUCUCUCUUCUCCUUCUUCUUCAUCUGUUCAUACCCAUCUUUCUCCGAGACUCCACAAAACUUAGAACGUCGAAGAUGAAAAGGAAUCAUACCAGUCCGCAGCAGAAACCCAAUCCGUCGAAGAAGACGAAGAAGAACCCUCAAACCCAAUGUGUUGAUGUCGUAAAAGCCAAACCUUGUGAUCAACAAAAGGAAACAGUUUCCGAAGAGGGUCCAUGGAAGAACCUUGAGCUUAUACUGUCGUUGCAGAGCAGUGAAUUGAACAACAAAGAGAAGAUGGAGUUAGCUUUCAGUUUUGUGGAAUCGUAUGCAGGAGAGAAGGGGGGUGACGAGGAUGAAGAUUAUCAAGCGGUUACGAUCUCGCGUCUGGUUAUGUAUCUCAGCGACUGGAUCCAGUCACUGUUUUUUACUAAAGAACAGAAUUUUCAACUCAAGGCUGAGAUAUGUUUGGAUUUCAGAUGCUGGAACGUCCUCAAGUUCUGCUUGAAGCAGUCUUCAAUCUCGCACGUCUCUAUCAAUGUGUCGAGAUACCUUUUGAAGGCUAUAGGGUUUAUCGCGGGAGAUCUUCUAUCUGCACUUAACAAGGCCUUGUCUUCGGGGAUUAGUUUUGGUGAUGGUCAAGGUUUUGAAGCUUUCAGUUCUGUGGUUGACUGCGUAGAGUUGUUGUUUUCGUCGAAAAGUGGGCUUUUCAAUGAUAAUUUCGACUUGUGGUUUUCAGCUGUUGAGCCUGUUCUCAAGCUCACGCAUAGAGUGCUCGUAGAGAAUGUCAAAGAUGGCGUUGCUAAUGCAUUUGUCCUUAAAUUCUCAUGCUUGGUUCUUGAGCCGUUCUCUACGUUUAUGGUUCAACCGACAAAGAAGAAUGGGUUUCAAGAUUUCGUGGACAAGCUUGCUGAGCCCUUACUGAGUGUGUUGGGUUUAUUGUUACCCAGCGAGGGAAAAGGUCAUGGUUUAGAAACGACCUUGUUGAAGUUGAUUCAAGAUAUACUAUCUCUGGGUCUGUUUCAUUCAUCUCACAUUGAUGGGUUUUUAGGCCUAGGCGGAGCUGAAAGGUAUUUGCCAGAAUCGAAAGUGAACAAAACCGUUUUGAAAAGCUACCAUCGGCAUUUUUUCACCAAGUUUGAGAACAUGUUGCUGAUGAAGAAGGAGCUGGAGCUGAGCUGUAUGGGAUCGUUGUUUCGUUUGUUUAUAAACAGAGUAAUGAAACAGCAAAGGGACUCGAAUCAGCUGCAGGCUACAAAGGCCUCGCCUGCUGGCCAAGCAGGAGUAAAGCUAGGGAAGCAGCUAGGCACUGCUAUAAAUGAUAACGAGUCUUCUGCAAAGAGUCAUAGCUCAAGUUUCCUCCGCUGGGAGUCACGGAAAUCACUUUUUGAUUUCUUCCUGCAUCUUAUGGAACCUAUAUUGCUGAAGAUCGAUGGACAUGUUGAAGCUUCCUCUGAAAAUACAUCUCUAUUAGCUGAUUUCUGUUGUUUGAUUAAGUCCGCAAAUAGUUUGCUCUUCCACUUUGCUCGUGAGAGAAUAUACGUCAAGACAGAGGAUGCAUCUGAAGGAGCUUGCUUUUGUUUCUUGAAGAAAAUCUUCACAACAGUAGUUUCAGUUGCUUCUCAGUUGCAACACACAUCUUCUGAAGGUUCGAAGAUGCAUGUUUUGUUAGCCAAGGAGCUGAUAACUGCGAUAGGCUACUUGUUGCAAAUUGAAUACGAAGUUAUUGAGAAUGAUUUAGUUACUCUGUGGCUAAUCAUUCUCUCUUUCACGAGGCUUAGUAGUCUUUCAUCAGAGAAUGCAGAAGAUGAUUACCCGUUGACUUCAUUGUUACUUGGUCUCGGAUGCCAGUUGAUAGAUUUAUACAGUGAUCUCCGCCAGGUAAGUGUUGCUGUAUUUGCUAUGUGCAAAGCUGUAAGGCUUGUGAUACCUGCUGAUGGUGAUAACGGGGAGAUAGAGCCCCCACGGACUACUGUUUCCCUUGUAGAAAGAAGCGCACAAUCAGUGGAAAAGCUCUUGUCAUGUCAAGAUCUAAGGCUUGCUAUACAUAGAGCAAUUAAAGCUAUACCAGAAGGCCAAGCAUCUGAUUUUAUCAAGAGCUUGACUACAGAUGUAUCAGAAACCAUAGAUUGGAUAAGAGUUAGUUGCUCAGCAAGUGCUAGAGAACAAGAUGGACAGGUAGCAGCAUUCUUGGCCGGAGCUUUGUCUUCUAUCUAUUCACUUAUUCUCGACUCUCUAACUAUUAAAACCGGGAAUAGCAUCAAUGUUGGCGAGUCCUUGAAUUCUCUGGUGCUUCUCAUCCGUCCUUGCUUAACUCACCUUGUUUCUUCCGACUCAGAUUGCAUUGAAAAUUUCCUUUCUGCUGUCACCGGAAAGGGUUUGGACAUUAUAACCGCUGAAAAGAAUAGAGAGACCUACAGGAAGUCUGUGCGCUUUUUUAUUAUCUUCUUCUUGAGAAUUUACAUGUCUUCCCGAAGCUUAAGUAGGCAAGUGAUUAGUCUUUUGCCUCCGAAAAAGUCAAAAGAGAUGGCUGGUACCAUGGGAGACUCUGCCACAGCUCGUCGCGGAAGUGAUUGGGUAAAAAAGAAAAGUUGGAAUGAUGAAGGCUAUUUUUCAUGGAUCUGCCAACCUUCAGCUUCUAUUGUUGACAUUAUUAAACAAAUUAAAGCUAUUUGCCUCAAGGAUGACAGUGCAGAUUGCUCCUUGUUGGUAUAUAUAUUAUAUGGAGUCGCUCUUCAGAGACUUGUUGAUUUAAACAGGGACAUAAAAUCACUUGACUAUGUGUCACAGAUAAGUGAUCAUCAGAUGCAUGAUACAGUGCUCGAGCAUGUAUCAGUACUUAAGUGUGAAGGAGAAGAGCUUACUGAGUUUAUUUUGGGUAACACCAUCGUACCAGGAUUUUCUGAAGGUGGAACUUUUGAAACGAUGGAUAACACUGAUCAGUGGGUUCUCAGGGCUUCCGGCAUCGACGGGAAGUGUUUGCCUGCUGUGCGUUUGUGGGUUCUUAGCCAGAAUAUUGAUAUUUGGUGCCCCCAUGCUGGAAAAAAGAAUAUGAAGAACUUCCUGUCUCAGCUAAUAGGAAGUUCCGUUCAUGGAGACAAAGGCACUCAAAAUAAGCAAACAGGGUUGGAGCAGUCUCCGUUAGGGCUUCUUUGUGAUUCAGCGUUGUAUGAGCAUGAAUUUGUUCGCAGGUCUUUGGCGCCUAGUCUUUCCCACAUACUCAAAACGACAGCGGACGCAUUUUUCAAGGACCUUACCGAAGAAGUAGAUUCACCACCAGAUUGGUCAGAGGUGUUAAUCUUGCUUGAAAGUUCAGUUGCCAAGCUUCAAUCGGAUGCCUUUUCCGAGGGGCAUGUGUCACAGCUGGACAUUGGAAAGUGUACAGCAUGUCAAAGUCUACUAAAUAUUUUAUGUGGGAUGCCCAAGGAGUAUAUGAAUAAGAAGUUACUCCAACUUUAUGCAAGUUUUCUUCUCGACUUUGAGAGGUGUAUAGUUUUUAGCAUGCUGAGAUGUUUGGACAAGCUGUCUCCGGGUGAUAUGCAAAACCUUUUCAGCCUGUUCAUCACUUGCAGAAAAACUUUGAAAAGUGUUGCUAUGGUUUCUUGCGACAAGGUGUUAAGAUCUACCGAGUUGCCUCUAUCUGAUAUUUCGUUGUUGACUUCUUGGCUUUUCAAGUCAGUACAAGCUGUGGUUACUUGUCAAGAGAGAGUUGGGAGUGAUUUUACAAGAAAAUCGAGAGACGCCGUCUUUGCUUUGAUGGAUCACACGUCAUAUAUGUUUCUAACCGUAAGUAGAGAUCAGUUCAGCAAGGCGCUGCCACUGUUUGAUGGACAACUCAGUUCAACCGAGGGAAGUGAACAAGCAAACCUUGCAUUUGAGAACGUGGCAGAACAGGCAGAAACUCUACUAACUGCUUUAAGGGCUACCUUCAGAGAUGAGAAUACAGUCUCUGAAUGUAAGACUCUGAUAUUGAACAAGUUAGUACCCAUAGUUUCUUCUCUCAGUGGGUUGUUGUGGGGACUAGCAUCUACAGUGAGUCACAGAGAUAUGCAGAAGAGUCAUAAGAACGCCAAAUUGAGAUGGAAUUCAGAAGAAUUCUCGAAGCUUUCCGGCGUUAUCCAUGUUCUUAGCAGUUUUAUUGAAGUUUUUGCACAGUAUCUGUUUCUUAGUUCCGAUGUGCAGCGAGAAGUUCGAACCAGUCUCGACUGGACUAGAUUGCUUGAUGGGACCGAGGGUUCAAAUGGUCUUGUGUGUGGUGAAAUAGUGGAGACUAGCAGCGAUGUGAAAAAACAAAUUAUUGAGAGCUUAAUAGAGGGGAACUCUACGGAAGUAGUAUUGGCACUCAGGCAUCUGUUAAUUGCUUCUGCUGCUAUAUUAAAUCUGAAUCUGCAGAUCAAAGGCAUUACAUUCUCACCUACAUUUGUCCCUGUCCUCACAGGCAUCUCAUUUGAUCUACUGUCUGUGUUAGCAGGCACGAGCGAGUUACCUCUCGAAUUCUCAUUCAUAUGGUUGGAUGGUGCAGCGAAAUAUCUAGAAGAAUUAGGGAGCCACUUGUGCUUGUAUAAACGUAUGGUAAACAGAGAUCAUCUGUACUCAAAGUCGAUUGAGUUGCACCUGAAGGUGAUUGGGAAAUGCAUAUCGCUACAAGGGAAAGAGGCCACCUUGGAAUCUCACGAGACGGGAUUUGGUACUAACGUAAUCCAUGCUAAGAAAGUGCAGUCAGAAAGAAGCGUGUCUCAGAGAUUACAUUGGUUGGAGGAACUAAAAGUAAGGUUUAGAAUGUCAUUUAAAGUGUUAAUACACAACUCCGAAGAGUCACAUUUAAAGUCAGGACUAGAAACUAUAGAAAGAGCACUGGUUGGAGUAUGUGAAGCGUGCCCAGCUAUAUAUAGCAUACAGACUGGAGAUAGAGAUGGGGGUAGAAUCUCUGAAACCGCUGCGGCUGGUAUCGACUGUCUGGACCUAGUUCUGGAGCAUGCCACAGGUCGCAAUCGUUUGAAUGAGGUUAAAGACCGCAUUAAGGGUUUAAUGUCGGCAGUGUUCGGUAUCAUGGCUCACAUGCAGAGUCCAAUUAUCUUCUGCACAGAUGCAGUUGUUGGUCCCAAAUCUCCAGAUACUGGAUCAGUCAUUCUCAUGUGUGUCGAAGUCUUGAUAAGAAUAGCAGGGAAACACGCAUUGUUUGAGAUGAAUCCAUCUCACAUAAGCCAAUCCAUACAUAUGCCAGGAGCAAUUUUUCGUGAUUUUGGAACUUUGUUACAUAAGGAUGAUCAGCAACAAGAUCUUCAAGUCGACCAGAAAUUCUCAGUGAGCAUGUAUGCUGCUUGCUGCCGACUAAUAUAUACAUCUGUUAAGCAUCAUCCGAAAAAAACUGAGCGCUCCAUUGCUACACUACUAGAAUCUGUUUCUGCGCUUCUUCAUUGUCUGGAGACAGCAGGAAACAAAGUUGGUAAGUUUGCAACAUUUGAAGUGGAAGAGGGAAUCACAUGUGCUUGUUUUCUUCGGAGGAUCUACGAAGAGCUAAGACAGCAGAAGGAAGUCUUUGGACAUCAUUGUUUCAAGUUCUUGUCAAGUUACAUAUGGGUUUCUUGUGGAUAUGGUCCUCUUAAAACGGGUAUCAAAAGGGAGGUAGAUGAAGCUUUAAGGCCUGGUGUGUAUGCUCUCGUAGACUCUUGCUCUGAUCAGGAUCGUCAGUAUCUACAUACAGUAUUUGGUGAAGGUCCGUGUAGGAACUAUCUAGCAGCACUGAAACAAGAGUCCGAUUUGAAUUUCAAGUACGAAGGAAAGGUUUAGAAAAAUCACAGUUACUUUUUUUUACUCUCAAGUUCCUAAUGGGAUUUGCUCAUUUGUUAAUGGUAAUAGUAUACUGUAUUUCUUUUAGAGUAAUAAUUGAUAAUUUUCGCUUCGAUUUUAUUUUGGUUCUUGUCUGCCACUAAUUAACCAUACUCCUUGCGUUGAAGUUAAAAUUGUAUUAUUA
This is a messenger RNA of Raphanus sativus (radish), 6077 nucleotides long. RefSeq lists its product as uncharacterized. Bases 200 to 5893 code for a protein of 1897 amino acids. Gene Ontology annotation, cellular component: nucleolus. The record is from RefSeq and is a predicted model, not a curated record. NCBI's taxonomy places the organism in Eukaryota, Viridiplantae, Streptophyta, Magnoliopsida, Brassicales, Brassicaceae. Gene Ontology annotation, biological process: ribosome biogenesis. The transcript is spliced from 10 exons.